AUGGAGAGCGGGAAAGAGAAACCGAAGGUGUAUCAAGGUGUCCGGGUGAAGAUAACAGUGAAGGAGCUGCUUCAGCAGAGAAGAGCACACCAGGCAGCCUCGCGGGGAACCCUGCCUGGGGACAACGGCGUCCACCUUUCAGACCCAGUCCCACCAUCUUCUGCAGGGCUGUAUUUUGAGUCUGAACAAGUUUCUUCCAUGUCCAAUUAUUUUCAAGCCCGAGAAUUUUCCAGUUGUGUUUCUUGUGAAGAAAAUACAAGCUGCCUCGACCAGGUCUUUGAUUCCUACCUUCAGACAGAGACACACCUGGACCCUUCGCUCAAUUCCACGCAGAGCACUCCACACUAUUUCCCUGACAGCUUCCAAGCUGCCCCUUUCUGCUUUAACCAGAGCCUGACCCCAGGAUCGCCUUCGGAUUCCUCCACUCUGUCGGGUUCCUUAGACUACAGUUACUCGCUGGCUCAGCUACCUUCGUGUGCUCCGGAGAAUUACAAUUCUCCCCCUUCUCUGGACACCAGAAACUGUGGCUAUCCCUCAGAAGACUACUCCUACUCGCACUUGCCCUCGUACACCCAGUACGACUGCUUCUCCUCAGCCAGCACCUCAGUCUGCUACUGUGCGUCGUGUGAGGAAGAACACUUGGACACCCUCAGAGCAGCGGAGUAUUUCUCCUACCCCGGCACAGACUAUGUGAACUUUGCCCCCUCAGCCGCCGCGGCCAGCGAGUUCUAUAAGAGGGGAACAGACUGGGACAUCUGCUAUAGUUAA
Molecule: messenger RNA, 768 nt
Organism: Neomonachus schauinslandi (Hawaiian monk seal)
Lineage: Eukaryota; Metazoa; Chordata; Mammalia; Carnivora; Phocidae
Gene: POU2AF3
Product: colorectal cancer associated 2
Cellular component (GO): cytoplasm
Molecular function (GO): POU domain binding; DNA binding
Source: RefSeq, a predicted model, not a curated record